CAUUGCACAUGCAAAGGAAUCGCGCUCUCACCAGAAAACCAAACACAUUGUACGACGCUAUCACAUCAUACGAGAAAUCGUAGACCGAGGAGAUGUGAUGAUUUGCAAAGUAGAUACUGACGACAACAUAGCCGAUCCCUUGACCAAGCCUUUAGGAAAGCUAAAGCAUGAGGGUCACACUAGGUCCAUGGUCAAUUGCUUCCGCUGUCACCAGGAUCGACCAUCGUCAUCGUUCGUCCGUUCCGGUUCUGGACGCCCGUCUCUGUCCAAGUCGCAGGUGAAGAAGAUUCGUCCUUCCAAUUGUUCGCCCGUCCCUUUUCCGGUCGCCUGCGGAGAAGAUUUGUCAGAAUCACCCGGUGAAGACGCCGCCCAGAUUCAUCGUUCAGCCAUCCCUGUUCGCCCGUCCCUUUUUUCGGUCGUUUGCAAAGAAGGCUUGUCAGAUCCACCAGUUGAAGUCGCUGCCUAGAUUCACCGUUCGCCCGUCCCUAUUCCUGUUCCUUUUCCAGUCAGAUUCACCAGUUGUUGUCCCUUUUCCGGUCAUAUUCGCCCAUCCCUGUUCGCCUAUUCGCCCAGAUUCGGCACGCCAUCUAUCCCUCUCUGUUUCCGAUCGUUUGCGAAGAAUUUUGAGUCGGCAGUUUGUCCGACUCUGUUUGUCCAGAUUUCUUUGUUGACCACUUUGCUAUUUGUCCACCAGUUUGAAUUUGUUUGGUGUAAAAACAUCACCAUAAAAUUAACACGAUGACAACUACCUCGUGUGAUUGGUUGAUUGAUAGCGGUGCUUCUCAUCGUAUGACGAGAACUUUAUCUCACUUGUUUAAUAUUGAAGAUGUAUCUUCUCAUCCUAUAUGUCUUCCCGAUGGUUACAGGAUUCAAGCCACUAAAAAGGGGAGUGUCCGCUUGUCUCCUCAUCUAGUUCUUCAUCAUGUGUUUUUUGUCCCAACGUUACAUUGUCAUUUGAUUUCUGUUGGGUGUUUGAUUCGGGACACCACCUGUUAUGUUACUUUUAAUGAUUAUGGUUGUGUGAUACAGAAACGUUCGUCGAAGAUGGUGAUUGGACAGGGAGAACUGUGAAACG
Molecule: messenger RNA, 1075 nt
Organism: Cuscuta campestris
Lineage: Eukaryota; Viridiplantae; Streptophyta; Magnoliopsida; Solanales; Convolvulaceae
Source: the annotation of a GenBank genome assembly